CAACAAGCAGCAGCAGGGAGACAAACAGCGGCGUGCAGCGUGCAAACCACACACACAAACACACGCACACAAGCAUCCACUCUCAUCGUGCUCCCAUGCCUAACCUCCCCCCUCCACCAAACCCCCCCCCCCUCCACCAAACCCCCCCCAACACCUCUUCCCAACACAACACAACACAACACAACACAACACAACGCACCAAAACGCACGAUGGCGCCGUCGAUGAAGCGGAGGCUGCACCCGAUGCCGCUGCUUGAUGAAGGCCUGGUUCUGGAGGAAUGCACCAAGCUGGGCAUCAACCACAAGCACGCCUACAAGAUGUGGCGACACAUCAUCGCCAGGGGCGUCACGGACGUGGAGGAGAUCCCGGAGCUGCCCAAGGCGCUGUACAAGCUUGUCAAGGAGAAGUUUGUCAUCACCACGUCCAAGCUGGAGAGCUUCAAGACGUCCGCGGACGAGUCCACCACCAAGCUACUCAUCCGCCUGCAGGACGGCGCGCUGGUGGAGACGGUGAUCAUGCGCUACGGCCGCGUGGAGCUGCGCAACUUCCCCUCGGACCGCCAGCGCCGCACAGAGGACGGCGAAACCGUGUUUGCCAGCAAGGAGCGCGCCACCGUGUGCGUGUCCUCGCAGGUCGGCUGCAAGAUGGGCUGCACCUUCUGCGCCACUGGCACCAUGGGCCUGCUCAGCAACCUCACCGCGGGCGAGAUCCUGGAGCAGCUCUACCACGCAAACACCGUGGAGAAGAUCCGCAACGUCGUCUUCAUGGGCAUGGGCGAGCCCCUGGACAACUACGACGCCGUCGUCAUGGCCGUCAGGGGCAUGACGGACGUGCAGCGCUUCAGCCUCUCGCCCUCGCGCAUCGCCGUGUCCACGGUCGGCGUCGUGCCCAAGAUGCUGAAGAUGGCCGAGGACAUCCCGCAGGUUGGCCUGGCGCUCUCCCUGCACGCGCCAACGCAGGAGCUGCGGGCGCAGAUUGUGCCCACGGCCAAGGCGUGGCACAUUGACCGUAUCAUGGCGGCCAUGGACAACUUCAUCGAGCACCGCUCGCAGGUGGCCUCGCGCAAGUCGCACGUGCUCAUCGAGUACGUCCUCAUCGACAACGUCAACUCGUCGGAGGAGGUGGCGCACCAGCUCGGGCGUCUCCUGGAGGGGCGGGAGGUCAUCCUCAAUGUCAUCCCGUACAACCCAACAGACGUGCCGCACGACUACAAGGCGCCGUCCUCGGAGACGCUGGAGAAGUUCAACGCGGUGCUGCGCGAGUAUGACCUGCGCACGAUUGUGCGGCAGGAGCUUGGCCAGGACGUCAACGCGGCGUGCGGGCAGCUCGUCAUCUCCUCCCAGAGGAACAACGGCGCCACCGCGGGCACAGGCGGCGGUGCGUGCCAGCCAACAGACAUCGAGGACAUGUUCCAGCUUGGGCGCUCAGACAACAGCAACAGCGGUGCGGGUGAUGCGAGCAGUGCAACGGCCCGCGGAAGCUCACUUCGCCGCCGCGUGGGCGGACAGGCAACGGACACGCAGGCCAAGGCACAAACGACAGCGGAGAAGGUGGAGGCGAUGAGGAAUCGUAACGACGCGCGGAGUGGCGUUGCGUCGCAGCGACUGAAGACAACCAUUCGCACAACAGAUGCGCAGGAGCGCCUGAUUGCCGGCCUGGACAACCGCGUUACAUAUGCACUCAUUGUCUUCUUUGUGCUUGCAGGCAUUCGCUUGCUCUUCAAGCUUUUCCUCAUCUCACAGCAGCACAGCAAGCAGCAAUGACGUGUGGACAUGUGUGUGUGCGUGUGUGUUGUGACGUGCGUGCUGUGAUGUGAUGAUCUUUGCGUGUGUGGAAGUAUGCUUGAACAUGUGUUGGUUGUGCAUGUGUGUGAACGUUGACGCGUGUGUUGUGCCGCUUUAGCUUCAUUAUGCAUCUCUCUCUCUCUCUCAUUGCGUGUUGUAUUUGCUCAUUCUCUUCUCUCAUUGGCUCUUCUUGGCCCAGCGCUGACUGGACCGUUUUGCUGUUACAUAAAGGACAUGUUUUCAUUCGUUUCAUCCUGACAAAGCUAGGCCAAAUUAUACCAACACAACCACG
This is a messenger RNA of Salpingoeca rosetta, 2077 nucleotides long. Its product is annotated as radical SAM domain-containing protein. The transcript has a single exon. The record is from RefSeq and is a predicted model, not a curated record. Gene Ontology annotation, biological process: tRNA methylation; rRNA base methylation. The coding region runs from base 211 to 1764 and encodes 517 amino acids. NCBI's taxonomy places the organism in Eukaryota, Choanoflagellata, Craspedida, Salpingoecidae. Gene Ontology annotation, molecular function: RNA methyltransferase activity; iron-sulfur cluster binding.